AUGUCCUGGCGAAUCGUUGAAAUCAUUAGCCUUGCUGCUAUACAAACGGUCAUUGUGAAUAUUCUACUGCUGAGUCAAUUUUCCUUCCGGCCUGCUUUGCACUGGAUGUUGCUUGGAAUUUCUUUCGUAACCGCCCUGCUAUUGCUGACUCGUAGUAAAAGUGCCCGUUGCGUGUCAAUGCUCUUAGUUCCACAGUUUCUAAGCAAACGAGGCCGCGCAGCACUUAUCGGAUACAUUUUUUUACUCACUGUUACGGGACCAACUGCAAACACGAUGCACAAUGUAGAAGUACUGGGGGGAACGUUAAGCUGUACCCAGCAGCAGCUAAAGAUGGCCAUCCGGGAUACGAUUGGUGCACUGAAGGUUCCCUUCCAGGCGAUGAAACAGAUCAUCGAUGAACUGUUGAAAACUGUCGAACAAUCCUUUAUGAAAGUGCAAAGAACAAUGAUGGAAAUGUUAAAGUUGGUCAAAAGAAUACUUCACGCCAUUAAGAGCGCCUACGACUGGCUGCGGGACAUAGUAUCCGUUUGCAAUGACAAGCUGGGAACACCUUCCGAACGCUGCCUUCAUGCUUUGGAUCAAACGAUCGAAAGUUGUAAAGAGGAAAUGGGUAACAUGGACUUUCUGUGCGAAGUGACACAAGUGGGCAAAACAGUCUGCUACGGUGCAAAAAUGGUAGACUAUUUUUGUGAGCUUGUUGAUUUUAUAAGCGACGCUGUUAUCGAGGAAAUUGAGCAGGGCAUUCAAAACCUGAUGCGUAAUUUGGAGGAACUCUUUCGCGUGAAAGUUGAAUUUGAUCAUUCAUUUGACUUUGCCACCAAUGCUUCGAAAACGUUUGCUGAAGUAGGUGCAGAAAUAAGGCAAGAAAUUGUGGACCGAACUUUACCAUUAAGGAGAACUUUUAACGUUCUGGAGAUGGUUACUAGUGGCUUUUUUGUGUGCAUAGUCUUAAGAGCUAUUCGUUACAGGAAGCGGUACUUGAAAAAAGAUAGUUAUGAUAAUAACUUUCUAACCGAAGAUUUUUAUGCCAUCGAAAACCGAAGAUUGGAAUUAAACAUAGAAACUCUUUUUCCAUUGACACGCAAAGAGAGUCAUCGUUAUGUGACUUUAACCUCGGUUCAUCUGACUUGGAAGGAACGCUUUCGUAUAGCAAAAUCGGUUACCUUUUUAGUGAUCUCUACUGUUCAAAUUUGUGGCCAAUUAGCGGCGGAUUACGCACUCUACUGGCUGUUAACGUUGAUCAAACAUUUUAUGCACGAAGGAUCCAUUAAUAUGAAGGGACCCACUGUCAGUGCCGUAACUCCUCCGGUAGUAGGCGUCAGUGGUGAUGGCAUACUCGCGGAUACGUUGCGUGAUAUCGUACGUUCGUUCGAACCGAUCAUAAACGGAACGGCGAUAGAUCCUUCCCAGUGUAUUCCCGAUGCAUCUCAGCCACGAUUUGCACGCUACGGUCAGAUCGGAACAUUACUGAUGCUUUGUUGGUGCUUUGCGUUUAUUGAACCGUACAGAUUGCGCGUUAGACAACUCGUAAUGCGACGAUACUAUCCCGCCAGGGCUCGUGCCCGUGCGAUCUGGCUUUACAGUGACAUUCUGUUGAAGCGAGAGAACUUAUUAAAGGUUCUAAGAACGCACAUCAUUGGAACCAGGGAUCGUAACCAACAGGAAAGAGUGCAUUGGUUGGAUGUGGUACGGGCGAAGACUAAUCGUUAUUGGAUCUGCCGAACGGUGUUGGGCCAGGGAGGAACUGUACGAUGUAUAUUAUGUGGUGAUGUAUUGAAAGAGUUUUCAGAUCCACUCGUAAGGUGUUCGAGACCAGAAUGUCCCGGAAUUUACUGUCAGGAUUGUUUGCUUGAAACUGGGAACAAUUGUUCACUCUGCUUGGAUAUUCUGAUGUCGGAAGCAAGAGAGUUGGAUGAAAUAUAUCUGGAAUAG
Molecule: messenger RNA, 1932 nt
Organism: Anopheles marshallii
Lineage: Eukaryota; Metazoa; Arthropoda; Insecta; Diptera; Culicidae
Product: DC-STAMP domain-containing protein 2-like
Exons: 4
Coding region: 1-1932 (643 amino acids)
Cellular component (GO): membrane
Source: RefSeq, a predicted model, not a curated record